AUGUACUUGGAUCUACUGCAGCAGCUAGAGCCUUCAACGGAUGCGAUUCCGUUGCCGCCGUUAGAUGUGGCACUGAUGUGGACGGUGCAUAUGCUGGCGCCUUUUCGGUAUCAUGAAGACCUACUCAGGAGCUAUGGCCCACAUAUGCUCAACUAUACAUUUCCUUUGGAGCGAUACGUGGCCUCGAUCGAUAUUGAGAACCCAACAACGGACCAUGAGGCGUUCUUGCCGAGCAAGGAGAUGUGGCGGCAGCUAUACCCGGAUGAGGCGUUCGAUCUGGACAAGGAUGAUACAGAUCGGAUGUUCGAGAUCCAAUGCCUGUGGUGCGGUGGAACGAAUGUGAUGGACAGUUCGACGUAUAUCAAAUUCCGGAUCGAUGGCAUGUCGAUCGAUUGCGCGGGAUGUGGGUCGCAGUGCAGUCUCGAGACCCUAUCAUCGAAGCGUCUCUGGGAUGGGAUCGAAGCCUACCGUGCAGAUUCCUCAAUGCUUCUUGCCGGGUCCCUACUCUCACCAUGGACAGGAACCGCGGAUCCAACUGCAGCCCAACGUGAGCACCAUCAUCUCUUCUUUCACCCUCGGAUCCAGUUCGGGCUAGACCAAACCUCUGUCUCCCUGAACUGCACUUGGCCCAAGGUCAUCCAGGCAUUCCAGGAUCUAGGGCCCGACCAGUACUAUGGCAUCCGCCCCACGACCCUUGCCCGGAUCAUGAGCUCGUACAUGGGUCUGAUUGAAGACCGGUUAUCCAUGGAUCUAGUCGCCGGGGCAUUGCGUCAGCGGGAUUUCCAAAAGGCCAUGAUGGUCACCGGUGGACAGGCAUGGUGUCAGCCACAGGUACUGCAGCGGUCGUUGGAUCGGUACAAGAAAUUCAUGAUCCUGGCCCGUGCGGAGAUCCAGGCGACAUCCGCAAUGACAAAGCAGGAUUUCGUGAGGACUGCAGAGUUAUGGCAGGAGCUGUAUCAGGAGCGGUACAGUAGCCAGCAGACAUGGAGGGGUGCGUUUGUGAUGACCCCUCAGAAGUUGUGUGCGGGUGUGUGUUUCCCGCCGUAUGGGGCUUAUUUGAUCUGGAAGAAUUGGUCGUCGAAGAUGAAGGCUCGGAAGCUGAACCGAUCGGGCGAAAAACAGAAGAGGCAGAAGGAGAAGGGCAAGAAGAGUAAAAAGAUAAAAAAGCACAAGGAUGAUAAAGACCAGGAGAAGGAGGUGUCGGUUCAGACGAGCGAAGAUCCGGGAUUGUUAUCGGGAUCGGAGAAGCACUUGGACUUGAGAAUCGAGGAGCUAAUGGUUCAGGAGGAUGUCUCGCCGGAGAAGCAGGUACAGGAUACGAAGGGCAAGGGCAAGGUUGUUGACGAUGAUGAGCAGGUCGCCACGCCGUCGCCGGUUCUCGAAUCAUCUGUUCAGGACACCGACAGCCAAAGAAAGGACGACAACGAUGGUAAGGUAUCUCCAAACCCAUCCAACCGAAGCCUGACCCCGGCACUUGGUCUGGAUGGUCGAAUAAGCAACUGGAAUGGAGAUGCUACUGGUCCCGACGGACAAGCGUCCUGUUCCUCCGGCGCAUGUAUCAUGUCCCCAUGGAACGAGUUACAAGAUAUCGUUCCAUACGUCGACCUCCAACCUCAGCAACAACGAGAGCUCAGAAGAGAGAGGACCUAA
Messenger RNA from Gamsiella multidivaricata, 1650 nucleotides. RefSeq lists its product as uncharacterized. Bases 1 to 1650 code for a protein of 549 amino acids. Lineage: Eukaryota; Fungi; Mortierellomycota; Mortierellomycetes; Mortierellales; Mortierellaceae. The record is from RefSeq and is a predicted model, not a curated record. The transcript has 7 exons.